This is a messenger RNA of Selaginella moellendorffii, 557 nucleotides long. Its product is annotated as leucine-rich repeat protein 2. The coding region runs from base 97 to 354 and encodes 85 amino acids. The record is from RefSeq and is a predicted model, not a curated record. Lineage: Eukaryota; Viridiplantae; Streptophyta; Lycopodiopsida; Selaginellales; Selaginellaceae. Gene Ontology annotation, molecular function: protein binding. The transcript is spliced from 4 exons.
GGCUCCUUGGUUUCGUUCUUGGGCUCUGAAUUGCCACUCUAGCAGCUGCCAAGACGGUGAAGCGAGACGUCAAGGUCAGCUGGAGGAUGGAAGGUUAUGUACGCUUGGAAUGGGGAGGAUCCCUGUGGGGAUGGAGACGCGGCAUUGUGGCCGGGAAUCACUUUUUCCUCCCCAAAUGACGAUGGCUAUCGAGUGGUCACGGAAUUGGAGCUCUUUCAAGUGUCGAUCAUUGGAACGUUCCCGAUCGGUGUCACAAAUUUGCUGGAUCUCAGGAAACUGGACUUGCAUGGCAACAAACUCACCGGACCGAUUCCUCCUCAAAUAGGACGGCUGGAGAACCUUGUAACCCUGUAAUGCUAUUGCCGAAAAAUUCAUUCAUGAAGAGAAUUGGUCCAUACUGCUUGGACAGGGCCUGCCAUGAGAGGAAGGGAAUUCCUGCGAGAUGACGGAGGUGUCCAGGGAGGGGCAAUCCAUGUAAGCAGCUUAAGGCGCAGGAAAUAUUUCCUUAAGGCAUAAGAGCAAGCAAGACCCAUAAUUGUGAAUGUCUAAAAUUUGAG